AUUCCAACACUGUUAUUCGGCAUAAACAAAACGACCAAAGCGAAAGAGGAAAAUUUAUUUUAUUUGAAAAUUGAAAAUAUUAUGUAUAACGCCGACUGCAUACCCAUCAAGGACAUAAAGCCGGGUCUGAAAAACAUCAAUGUGAUAUUUAUUGUACUGGAAGUGGGCGUGGCCACAGUAACCAAAGAGAAUCGUGAGGUCCGCAAUUUCAAGGUUGGGGAUCCCACAGCAUGUAUCAACGUAUCAAUUUGGGAUGAACCGGGAAAACUAAUUAAUCCUGGCGAUAUUAUACGUAUGUCAAAGGGAUAUGCCUCAAUAUGGCGCCAUUGCCUAACUCUGUACUCGGGCAAGAAUGGUGAAGUCAACAAAAUUGGCGAAUUCUGCAUGAUCUUUAACGAGUCCAUUAAUAUGAGUGAACCCAAACGGGAGCAGACACAGCAGCAACAGUCCGCCUCACAAGCAGUGGCCCCAGCUGUGGGAACAGCUGGUAAUGCCGGAUCAAAAACUGCUGGAGCAGGUGGGGGUACAGGACAAACGACAGUUCCUGCCCAGUCGGUGGCGGCCACUGCAGCUGCCACUGCCGCUGCUCCGGCCACAACGGCACCACCUGUUAAGCAGGGUGGACGCGGCGGACGUGGCGGAGGUGGUCGUGGUAGCUCUAUGAAAGCAGAUCGCCGUUAGAGUUAGAUUCGUACUUAUUUAAACUAUUUUUAAGAAUAAAAAAAGACUCGUUUUUUCCUUUUUUU
This is a messenger RNA of Drosophila willistoni, 746 nucleotides long. RefSeq names its product SOSS complex subunit B homolog. The record is from RefSeq and is a predicted model, not a curated record. Gene Ontology annotation, cellular component: SOSS complex. Gene Ontology annotation, molecular function: DNA binding. The coding region runs from base 82 to 681 and encodes 199 amino acids. Gene Ontology annotation, biological process: mitotic cell cycle checkpoint signaling; response to ionizing radiation; double-strand break repair via homologous recombination. The transcript has a single exon. NCBI's taxonomy places the organism in Eukaryota, Metazoa, Arthropoda, Insecta, Diptera, Drosophilidae.